This is a messenger RNA of Colletotrichum graminicola M1.001, 1941 nucleotides long. RefSeq lists its product as uncharacterized. The coding region runs from base 1 to 1941 and encodes 646 amino acids. NCBI's taxonomy places the organism in Eukaryota, Fungi, Ascomycota, Sordariomycetes, Glomerellales, Glomerellaceae. The record is from RefSeq and is a predicted model, not a curated record. The transcript is spliced from 4 exons.
AUGGUUUCCGUAACCAUCACGUACAAGAAACCCGGCACGCAGCCUCCCAUCUUCGUCGCUGGCUCCUUCUCAGAUCCACAAUGGCAGCCCCAGGAAAUGCAAUUCAUCACUGAGGACGGCGGAGAGCACACCUUUCACAAGAAUAUUGAGGUGCCGCCCGGCUCGCAGAUCCAGUACAAAUUUCGAGUUGGUCUAGGUGACUGGUGGGUUCUUAAUGAAGACGGCCCUACAGUGACCGACGCAUCUGGAAAUCGAAACAAUAUCCUGCUAGCUCCGGACGUCGCGGAGGACAAGCAGCCGGACGGAGACAACGGCGAAGACUCUGCUAAAGCUUCAGAAAGAAUGGAGGCCUCGAACGCCGCUGCUGCUUCAUCAGCCUCUCAGCCCGAUCCCGAGCCCGAGCCCCAGCCCACUACCAUGGGCCAUCUCAAGGAAGAAGAACGGCAGCGACUUUCAUCAACACCAAUCGAGCAAGUCGCAGACACCGCAGCAGAGGUCGCCGACAGCGCCGCGAAACUUGAUGCCGAAGUGGAUACGACUCGUCCUGAACCACUUUCCAAAGGCGUGGACCGGCUGAAGGAUGAAGAGCGACAACGUCUCUCGUCGACGCCCAUUGAGCAGGUUGCUAGUGUCGCCGCCGAGGUCGCCGACAGCGCCGCGAAACUUGAUGCCGAAGUGGAUACGACUCGUCCUGAACCACUUUCCAAAGGCGUGGACCGGCUGAAGGACGAAGAGCGACAACGUCUCUCGUCGACGCCCAUUGAGCAGGUUGCUAGUGUCGCCGCCGAGGUCGCUGAUAGCGCCCAAGCGCUGGACGCUGACAAGGAUUUCGAACGAAGAGACAAUGCGGAUGACGGUCCCCCGCCUCUGUUUACUCACGAAGCUCUGGGAUCUUAUGAACCUUCGGGAAGUGGCGACGAAGAAGACGCUCCUAAAGGACUUGAUCAUCACGGCACCGUAGACUAUGAUGUCGAUAACUACGAUUUGAAUGAUCCGACGUUGGAACGCUGGCCCUCAAACCGCAGUGGCAUCAUCGACGCCGUGCGCAAGGUCGAAACCGGACUCAAUGAGGAUCAGACUAGCUUUCAUGGCGCACCCCUAUCUCCUGUGAUUGAAUCUCGAAAAGCUGGUCUUGAUCAGUACUACGAAGAAGCCGUUCUCUCGUCAGGACCUUCAAGCCCGAGUUCUAACAAGAAGCUCGAAUUGCCCAGAAAAUCCCAUGGCUCAAUGGUAUCGGACAGAUCGCUCCUGUCUUUGGGAUCAAUUGCCGAAGAGGACAAGGAAACGCCGAGUGCCGAGGGAGCCGGCUUCGAUAACGACGGUAUGGUGCGGGUGCCGAGCCCCGCGAUACGGCCGACACCAAGCACCUUGAUAUCACCCGCGAGCGAUGAGGACGAAGGAGUCGUCAUGAAGGGUUCCAAGGCCAAGUCUAGGAACAGUUCGGAGUCAGCAAGGUCGGAGUUAGCGCACCUCAAUGGCGUGUCCAAUGGCAAGCAUGCAAUGGACGAGUCGCCCAUGGCAUCUUCCGCAGAGCCAGGUACCCCGGGAGUCAUUGUCGAGACACCCGAGCGAAUUGGAGAUUCAAGCAACGAUGAGGACGAUAACCAGACAAGGUCUGUUGAAUUGGGCCCCGGCGGUUCGGCCUCGACCACCGGUCGAGAUGAUGGCCACAAGGGCCAAAUCAAGAAGCGCGGAGCUUCAUCGACCGAACGACCCAGCACUCCUGCCUCAAUACACAGUGUUACAGACAGUAAGGGUGGCUGGCUGCAGGCUUUCUUCCGCGUGCUGUUUGUAGACUGGAUCGGUGGUUUGUUCGGCCGGAUGUUCAGCAGCCGGAGAAAGGCGAUGCUGUUAACGAGCACGGUCGCCAUCGUUGCGGGGGCUGCAUGGUGGAGGCUUGCCAUGGGCGGCGACUUGAGCUUCGGCGAAACAUCACUAUGA